This is a messenger RNA of Zygosaccharomyces rouxii, 822 nucleotides long. RefSeq names its product H(+)-transporting V1 sector ATPase subunit D (gene VMA8). The coding region runs from base 1 to 822 and encodes 273 amino acids. Lineage: Eukaryota; Fungi; Ascomycota; Saccharomycetes; Saccharomycetales; Saccharomycetaceae. The transcript has a single exon. Gene Ontology annotation, molecular function: proton-transporting ATPase activity, rotational mechanism. Gene Ontology annotation, biological process: vacuolar acidification. Gene Ontology annotation, cellular component: fungal-type vacuole membrane; vacuolar proton-transporting V-type ATPase complex. The record is from RefSeq and is a predicted model, not a curated record.
AUGUCAGGUGCUAGAGAACAGGUUUUCCCUACGCGUAUGACACUUGGUCUUAUGAAGACCAAGCUUAAAGGUGCAAACCAGGGCCAUUCACUGUUGAAGAGAAAGUCAGAAGCAUUGACCAAAAGAUUUCGUGAUAUUACUAGGAGAAUUGAUGAUGCUAAGCAGAAGAUGGGACGUGUUAUGCAGACAGCAGCAUUUUCUUUAGCAGAGGUUUCUUACGCAACUGGUGAAAACAUUGGGUAUCAAGUGCAAGAGAGUGUUUCUAAUGCAAGAUUUAGGGUUAAGGCGCGUCAGGAGAAUGUUAGUGGUGUUUAUUUACCACAGUUUGAAUCCUAUAUUGAUCCUAACAUCAAUGAUUUUAAAUUGACCGGUUUAGGUCGUGGUGGUCAACAGGUGCAGAGGGCUAAGGUGAUUUAUUCAAAAGCUGUAGAGACCUUAGUCGAAUUGGCAUCUUUACAAACUGCAUUUGUCAUUUUAGAUGAAGUGAUUAAGGUUACUAACAGGAGAGUUAAUGCCAUUGAGCAUGUUAUCAUUCCCAGAACUGAAAAUACCAUUGCUUAUAUCAACAGUGAAUUGGAUGAACUAGAUAGGGAAGAGUUUUAUAGAUUGAAGAAGGUUCAAGAGAAAAAACAAGAAGAAACUGCUCGACUAGAUGCGGAAUUGGUAGAAUUGAGAAAGAAUCAGGAACAGGCUGAGCAGGAACAACCUAAAGAAACGGAGCCAGAGGGAAAUGAUAAGAAGGAAACCAAACAAGAACCCUCUAAUGGUGAGGAUGCUGUUCCAGAUUUGGUAACACAACAUGAGGAUGAUGUGAUAUUUUAG